CGCCUCCGAUCCUUAAUUAAAAGCAAGCAAGUCAACCACGUCCGGCUCUGAGUAUCUGACAAGCUCCCCAAGCACUCUAUCAGACAUCCAAUUACCCAAACUACCCCUUUAAACUGAAACAACACAGGCCUCUCUCUCUCUCUCUCUCUCUCUCUCGUAUCUGCUUCCCUUCCUUUCUCUGUAGACUGCAAUGGAGGAAAAUGUUAAUUAUGACCUCGGAGAUUCUCAACUAAGAGUUCAUGAACAAGAAACCAGACGUUCUGAGCUUCGAUUAGAGGGAUCUAAUGGCCCGAACGGUUUGAUUUCUGGCUCUGACAACAUUUUUAGCGCCGAAUACCCGAAAAUGAACGAUUUUUCUGUUAAGCCAGACUCCAGGAUAGUGUCUUGUGCCGGAUCGAACGCUGCCAAGUAUAAAUUGAUGUCGCCUGCCAGACUUCCGAUCACGCGGUCGCCGUGUUUAACGAUCCCUCCUGGUUUGAGCCCUACAACCUUGCUUGAUUCUCCGGUUCUUCUCUCCAACAUCAAGGUGGAGCCCUCUCCAACUACCGGUACCUUCUCCAAGCUUCAAAUCAUGCAUGACCGUGAUGGUUCUGCCAAAUUCUCUUCAGCAACAGAUGCACCCAAAAAUGCUUAUGAUGAGAAAGGUUCUAGUGACUUUGAAUUUAAACCCAGCAUUAAGUCAAUCCCAUCUUCAGGUCCAUCCUCGUUUGGAAAUUCGGCUUCCACAGGUUUGAACUAUAAGCAGCCUGAUCCACUUGUGCAACUCCAAGGUCAAUACCAGUCUCACUCAUUUGCAGUCUCAUCCUCAGCUAAAAGUGAAAAUAGUGCAGCUUCCUCCCAUGAAUUGACACUAUCUGUAACUGCACCGGACCCUCCAGUACAGUUGGUUACUCCAGGGGAUGGUGUACCUCCUGAAAUUUCUUCUGAUGAAUUGCAGCAGAGACAAGGUUCUAAUAGUGGGUUCCAGCCAUCACAAUCUGAUCAGAAAGGAAGUAAUCCUUCUAUUGUAGCUGAGAAAACUGCAGAUGAUGGGUAUAACUGGCGAAAAUAUGGGCAGAAACAUGUGAAAGGAAGCGAAUAUCCACGAAGUUAUUACAAAUGCACACAUCCUAAUUGCCAAGUAAAAAAGCAAUUGGAACGCUCUCAUGAUGGGCAAAUUACGGAGAUUAUAUACAAAGGUAGCCAUGAUCAUCCUAAGCCUCAACCUAGCCGUCGGUUAGCAGCUGGUACAAUUUUGUCCAUCCAAGAAGAAAAAUCUGAUAGGUUUUCUUCCUUAACCAAUUUGGAAGACAAGCUGUCCAAUGUGCAUGGCCAGACAACUCAUCAUAUUGAGCCAAAUGGUACUCCUGAGCUGUCUCCUGUUACAGCAAGUGAUGAUGAUAUAGAAGGUGUGGUUGGAUAUUCUAAUAGAAUUGGAGAUGAUGUUAAUGAUGAUGAGGAUCCAGAGUCAAAGCGCAGGAAGAAGGAAAUUGAUUGUGUAGAUGUUACUCCAAUGGGUAAACCAAUCCGGGAACCACGUGUGGUAGUGCAAACUUUGAGUGAGGUAGAUAUACUGGAUGAUGGGUAUCGCUGGCGCAAAUAUGGACAGAAAGUGGUGAAAGGAAAUCCUAAUCCAAGGAGUUAUUACAAGUGCACAAAUGCUGGAUGCCCAGUCAGAAAACAUGUGGAGAGGGCAUCGCAUGAUCCAAAAGCAGUUAUUACAACAUACGAAGGAAAACACAACCAUGAUGUACCUGCUGCAAGGACUAGUGCCCAUGACACAACAGGAAAUAUUGAUUAUAGUACAGCAUUAAAUGGUAUGUUAAGUUCUAGGUUGGAAGAAAAUGAUACAGUUAGCCUUGAUCUUGGGGUUGGCAUCAACUCAAGUCCUGAAAAUAGAUCAAACGAGAAGCAGCAAAGACUGGAUGCUAAACCUGCACAAAUUGAAACCAAUGUUACUGCUCUUGGUUGUAAUAAGGUAAUUGAGGCAACCCCAGUUUCAUAUUAUGCUGGCAUAAAUGAUGGUGUGGAUCGGUAUGGAUCAAGAGAAAAUGGAGGUGAAAGCUUUAGUUUUGAGACUUAUCCUUCAAGUCAUUCCUCUAACCCCUACCAGCAGAACACAGGAAGAUUACUAAUGGGCCCAUAAAAGAUUAUUGCAAUGUAUCCAACAACAAUAAAACUGUGGCUACUUUACGCGAAAAGGCAAGUGUCUUGUUAAAAUAUAUAUAUUGACUCACUAAUCCUCUAUUCCUGUAUUUCAUCAACUGUUUCUUGAAACUUUGUUUUCCCCCAGAGUACUGCCUCUUGUUGUAUAUGUCAUUAACCUUUGUAAACUGAAUGUGUACAAAUAUGAAACCAAUACAGGAAAAAAGUUUACAACUAAAAAUUUGUUUA
Messenger RNA from Nelumbo nucifera (sacred lotus), 2373 nucleotides. Its product is annotated as putative WRKY transcription factor 20. NCBI's taxonomy places the organism in Eukaryota, Viridiplantae, Streptophyta, Magnoliopsida, Proteales, Nelumbonaceae. The record is from RefSeq and is a predicted model, not a curated record. Gene Ontology annotation, molecular function: sequence-specific DNA binding; DNA-binding transcription factor activity. Gene Ontology annotation, biological process: regulation of DNA-templated transcription.